Zerene cesonia (dogface butterfly) is the source of this 2609-nucleotide messenger RNA. Its product is annotated as protein ABHD18. The record is from RefSeq and is a predicted model, not a curated record. Lineage: Eukaryota; Metazoa; Arthropoda; Insecta; Lepidoptera; Pieridae. Bases 139 to 1962 code for a protein of 607 amino acids. The transcript has 10 exons.
AUUGACAUCCAUCAUACAUGUUUGUUACAUGACAACCUUGUGAUAUUUCCCGAAAAUACAAUGACGGAUAAUGAACAACGCAAAUUCUAAUUAUAUUUUAAAAUAAAUAACACUUUUACUUCCGCCCAUCUACGAAAAAUGUCCGCUAGCAAAUUAGAUGCAGUUUAUCGUAGCAUACUCAUUACAAAGUUUUUCACAAAAGGGUGGGGAAAACCAGAAAACUUGCGCAGGUUAUUUGAAUUCAGAAAAGUUGUGUCUAACCGAGAUGAAUGUUUUAAAUUGGUGGAAAAGGAUUACCCCGUUACUAUUACAAAGGAACAAAACUUGUCGGACUGUCGGCUUCUGGAGGGCUAUUUCGUAACACCACUGGAGAAGCAUCUGCCUGGCAUAGUGCCAGAAAUAGCACAAAAGGCACAUUUCCAGAUGUUACUUCCUAUUCAUUGGCCCGAACCAACAUGCAAACCAGUUUGUUUACAUCUUGCUGGAACUGGAGACCAUUAUUUCUGGAGAAGAAGGAAUUUGAUGGUUAAACCAUUACUAAAAGAAGCUGGCAUUGGUGGGAUUAUCCUUGAAAAUCCAUUUUAUGGUCUACGCAAACCUACAGAUCAAGUGCGUUCCUCCUUACACAAUGUGUCGGACAUAUUCGUAAUGGGCGGCUGUUUGAUCCUAGAGUCUUUGGUAUUGUUUCACUGGUGUGAGAGAAAUGGGCUGGGCCCACUCGGGGUUACGGGCCUGUCUAUGGGUGGUCAUAUGGCAUCACUAGCGGCCACAAACUGGCCUAAGCCUCUGGUAUUAGUUCCUUGCCUUUCAUGGUCAACCGCAUCGGCUGUAUUCCUUCAGGGUGUUAUGUCGCAUUCAAUAAACUGGGAUUUAUUGGAAGAUCAAUAUUUGUCAGAUGGGAGUUAUAGGGAAAAACUUUCCAAAAUGGUAACAAUUGUGGAUGAAGCAUUCCUUGCAGGGAAGAAGUUUGCUCAAACUUACUCGCAAAAUAUGGAGAAUUUGUUGCAAAAGAAUACCCCUGAAAUAAUUAAGCAAGUAACGAUAGAUCCAGCAUAUCCUAAUUUAGAUAUUACUUAUAAAGAAAGCAGUGUUGUGAGCAACAAAUUUGGUGAACCGAAUGAUUCCAAAAAUGAAGGCAAAAGAAAAGAAGAAAAAGUUGAUGAAUUAGUGAAAUCGUUUGCUCAAAAGGAAAACUUGAAUGACGAAUUGAAGGUUUUAUUAGAUGAAAAGAAAAUAAGUCAAAGUUUGUACAAUAAGUUGACAUCAAAUAAGAAAUUCGAAUUGGAUUCUCAGGAUAUAGAUAUAAUAAAUAAAUUGACUGAAAAUAGGAUAAGGGAGGCACUGCUCAAAUGUAAUACGAAUAUCGAUACCAAAUUAGAGGCUUCACAGCAACUCUCUCCUCAGAACUCUGAGGAAAAAUACACACCACAUUCAGAUUUAUCAAGUGCCAACCGAGAAUCAGUUAAUAUUGUAACAAAAUCAGAGGGAACAACUGCUGAAAGUACCAAAACAGAAUCAAAUCAAAAUAAAGGAUUAAUAGAACUAAAAUCAAAGCCAGAGAGGAAAUCAUGGAAUGUAUCAGACCUCACAUCAGACCUAUGGGUAAACUUACCAUUCAUGAAAUCGAGUGGAAAGAAGAUAGACAUAGGCAAAAUCCACUGGAGGGACAGAGAAGCACUACAGUUCAUGAGGGGUAUUAUGGAUGAAUGCACGCACUUGAGUAAUUUUUCAGUUCCGUACGACACAUCUUUAAUAAUAGCCGUGUGCGCAAAGCACGACGCGUACGUGCCGCGCGAGGACGUCGGUGCGUUGGAGGAGAUCUGGCCCGGCGCGGAGGUGCGCUACGUGGACGCGGGACACGUGUCCGCUUACAUACUGCACCAAUCGCUCUUUCGGGCUUGCAUUAAAGAAGCGUUCGAGCGAUCCAAGAAGAGGUGGCAAGACGGGAAACAUAUUGAAUGAUAAUACAUAUCUCCACUCGGGAUCAGGCGCAAUUAUAGUCAAUCAAUAGAACCCACCCCUUAUUCACUGAAUUCCAACGAUAUUUUUGUAUGAGCUUGAAUAGUGAUAUUUUUUGUGAUAAAUUGUUAACAAUAAAAGGUUGGUAGCUAUUGCCUUUAUUGUAUGUAGGUCAAGCUAACUCGCUUUAACACUAUUUUCGCAAAAAAAAACAAUAAAUAGCUCAUCAAAAUAUUAUUGUUAUUUAAAAUACAUCAGUAGAGGGUUAAAUCAACAAUGAAUUAAACAUGUAGAGCAUAUUUAUUGUCAUUACGAUACAAACCCUUUCCAAAUGAUAUAACUUAAUUUAGGUCCGAGUUUGAAUGGAUAGCAUAGCUGAUUUGAUUUAUUUGUUGUAUAAUUAGUUCUAGUCUUGUUGUAGUGUGUAACAUAAAAUGUCCCCAAAUAUCUAGAUCGGUGUUAAUUUUGCCAAAAUUUUAUUCACGUUUAUUGAGUACAAAGCUCUUAGUUGAUUGUUUAGAAUUAAUUUUAUAUAUAGAGCAAAACCGUUGCGUUUUAUUAUACACUCUUCAUAUUAUGUAUAUAAGAUAUAGAUCUCUAUUGAGAUUGUAAAGUGUAUUUUUAUACAUGUAUAAAUAUACAUCUUAUUU